This is a messenger RNA of Chinchilla lanigera (long-tailed chinchilla), 1967 nucleotides long. RefSeq names its product solute carrier family 51, beta subunit (gene Slc51b). The record is from RefSeq and is a predicted model, not a curated record. Gene Ontology annotation, molecular function: transmembrane transporter activity; protein heterodimerization activity. Gene Ontology annotation, cellular component: plasma membrane. Lineage: Eukaryota; Metazoa; Chordata; Mammalia; Rodentia; Chinchillidae. Gene Ontology annotation, biological process: bile acid and bile salt transport. The transcript has 4 exons. The coding region runs from base 1401 to 1793 and encodes 130 amino acids.
UCUCACGAAGUUGCUAGUAUCAUCAGGCUGGACUUGAACUUGCUGCCUUCCUGCCCAUGCCUCCCAGGCGCUGGACUUAGAGGACUGUGCCACCACGCCCAGCUUAGUAUUUUAGUAUUCUUGUAUAAUAACCAUAGCUACCCAGCCCAUCACUUGGCCAUCAUCAUGUUAUUUAAAUUUUGCGCAGCAGCUAUUACUAGCCAGGGUUGUAUCAUUCAUGAUUUUGGUAUUGUUGCUUGUCUGUCUUCCUGGGAGUCCUCACCUGUCUUGUUCACUGUGGACCCACCUGCAUACAGCAGGUGCUCAAGAAGUGUUUGCUGAAUGAAUGAAUGGAUGAAUGAAUGUGCUAUGAAAUGGGGAGAAACUGGAGUUCUACACCAGGUCCCUGUUGAUUCUCUUUUCCUCUGAACUAUGCUCUCUUCCUCACCACUUCCUGUUGCUUAACUCACCAGAGAAAUUAGAUUUUGUUUGUUUGAUGGAUGAAGUUUGAUGUAUAUAGUUUGAUGGCCUUGAGCUCACUAUGUAGCCCAGCCUGGCCUCGAAAUUCUGGUGAUCCUCCUGCCUCAGCCUCCCAGGGGCUGGGAUUACAGGGAUGUGCCACCACACCAGGCUAGGAAUUUGGACCUGACAUGGGCAGGACCUGACUCAGACUCUGUCUCCACAUGGGAGGAACAUGAACCCCUCCUUGCUCAGCCAGUGACACCAGUUGCUGACAAUGCAGAGCCAGAGGGCAGGAAACUCAGGGUCCACAAACAGCAGAGGACGUGGACCUGGACUGCUUCUUCCUCCGGGGUUCACUGGUUUUUCCCGACUCUCUCAGCCCUGCCCUCCCAAGUUCUCAUUUUAUAGCUCUUUGAGGAAUUCAUAUGAAUUCCCCAACCUUCACUACAUGAAAGCACUGGUUAUAAAACCCCAGCCUUGACUACCGCUCUGUGGUUAAAUAUUGAUAACAGUUAAGACAUAGAGGCACAGGGUGGACACUCGACAGUGAUGGUAACUUCAGGUCUUAGAGGUCAGGCGGAGCCUGUCUGCCACCUGAGGCCACCCACUCAAGAGGUCAGUCACCUGCAGUGGCAGAGAAGGCGGCAGGCCGGGGCGUGUGCUGAGGGCAGAGCUACUCUAUGGGCUCAGCCGCCCAGACUCCACGGGCGCUGCCUCCCCGGCUGCAGCUGCACUCUCCUGGGGAGAGCUCAGGAGCAAAGACCUUCGUGCUGUGCUCCAGUGAGGACAAGGGGGAGAACGGCGGAAAUCAGCGCUGUAUCUGAGAGCAGCUCGAGGCCCACAGCGCAGGAUCCGGGAUCUUCAGCACCCGUCCGCUGAGGGCACCUAGGCACCAAGGUGCCAGCACCUGGGAGGCCAGGAAAGCAGCUGGGCCUCAGGAGACCUAAGGUAUCAGAGCCAUGAAUCAGAGCGAGGAGGCCAUCGGAGACCCGCCAGGCACCAUGGUGCCCCAGGAGCUGCUGGAGGAAAUGAUUUGGUUUUUCCGUGUAGAAGAUGCGUCUGCGUGGAAUUACUCCAUCCUUGUGCUGACGGCCGUGGUGGUCGCCUUGAGCUUGUUCCUCCUGGUCAGAAGCAUCCAGGCCAACAGAAACCGAAAGCUGCAGCCGGGAGAAGAGGAAACACCUGAACUCGUGCAUCUGAAUGAGGCCAGAACCGGAGGCAACAGCAGCCUGAACAACCUAGAAGAGAUGCUGCUCACAGAAAAGCCAGCCCUGGCCCUGCUGGGGACUGAAUUAAAACAGCAAGAUGACCCAGUAGUUCUGCUUCCGAUCCCAUCGAAAACUGAGAGCUAGAGCAGGCGUCACCCAGGCCAGGCACGGCUCGGGACGGGGCGCACCUGCAGCCAGAGGUCGGGCUCGCCUCCCGAAGCAGCCUGUUUUUUAUCAGCAGAUACAAUGAAUGAACUGCGAUAAAACAAAGCUUCCAUUAUUUAAAAAAAUCUUUUAUUAAAAUGCUUCUGGAGGUGG